Nicrophorus vespilloides is the source of this 3662-nucleotide messenger RNA. RefSeq names its product pleckstrin homology domain-containing family G member 3 (gene GEFmeso). Bases 144 to 3254 code for a protein of 1036 amino acids. The record is from RefSeq and is a predicted model, not a curated record. The transcript is spliced from 9 exons. Gene Ontology annotation, molecular function: guanyl-nucleotide exchange factor activity. Lineage: Eukaryota; Metazoa; Arthropoda; Insecta; Coleoptera; Silphidae.
CCCGGAUAGUUGUGUUAUCUCGCGUUAUACAAUCCGAGGCUAUUUUUGUUAUCCGUUUUUUUUUUGACAUCAGAAAGUGAUAUAUCUCUCAUAGGAACAAUAGAAAAGUUAAAGUAUGCGGUGAAAAGUGACAUCCGGACGGCAUGUUUCCAAAGACAUCGAAGAGACGAACUCCCUCUCAUGAGAAAAAAGGGAGUUCCCCGGAUCUGCUGCCCUCGAUAAUGGGCGCCUUCGAUGAGCUUUCCGGCAGGAGCUGCAUCGAGAAGUCAACGCAAUCCUCGACUUGUCCGAGACGCAUCUUCCAGGUGAACAACUUCAAUUUGUCGCCGAACGUGAAGAAGAUCAUCGCGAAUAUACCGGACGACGAGACUGCCGCCGCUCAACAGGAGAUUUACCACCAGAAGAGGCUGAGCAGGAUCAGCCUGGGUAGCAAGAAGACGUCACCGGAGAUAAGGAGUACCGAGAACCUGGAGAAGCUAACUGUGUCUCUGCAGAAGAUUCUGUGCAACCUAUCGGACAGCGUCGACGGCAGGAGGUGCGGAGGCGGCGGCGUGCGUGUGGAUGAAAGUGCAGAAGACGAAGAGGAGAGCGUUCUGAUGAAAAGUGCGGCGGCUACGAAACCCAGGCACCUGUGCCACUCGAAAAGUGCGUCCAGUGGAUUCGAGAGCGAGGAAUUCGACACGAACAACAAACCGCUCGGCAGCUACAUGCAUAAGUCACCAUCUGGGAUCGCCUCGAGGACGCCAGUCGGAAGGAAGAACAUGGGAAAAUAUUUACAAAUUCCCAGCGAAAGUACCAACAGUACUCUGUCCUCAGAGGUAUCACGUCCGGUCUCACUGACCAGCCUGGGUUCGUGUUCGUCCAGCGGCAGCAGCGGUCUCCAUCAACAGGGUUCAGCCUAUUUGGCGUCCGCGGAAAGUCUAGACAGCGACGUCGAGCCCACAGGUAGCCAGGGUUCGGCAGACAGUGGUAUUUCCGAUUCAACGACGACGAUGAGCCCCGAACUGCGGGUACUCCAGGAAGUCCUCGACACGGAAUCCGUCUACGUCCAGGAUCUUCGACAAGUCAUCGAGGGAUAUUUGGAGCCUUGGAGAACCGAAUGCCAGAUCCAAGGCCAACUGAAUCACCUGUUCAGCAACAUCGAGGAAAUUUACCGGUUCAACAAAUCUUUUUUGCAACAUCUGCUUUCGGCUAAUUGUGAUCCCAGCCAAAUCGCCAAUGUCUUCUUGCAGAACGACUCGGGUUUUUCGAUUUACACGGUCUACUGCACGGACUAUCCGCGAACGAUGAACGUCCUCACGGAGCUGACGAGCGACGAAAAGACGGCCGUUCUGUUUCGUGAGCGACAGACGGCCCUCGGCCACGCUCUUCCCCUGGGCUCCUAUUUGCUGAAGCCAGUACAAAGAAUUCUCAAGUACCAUUUGUUGCUGCAGAGGUUGUCCAAGCAGUGCGAGAGUAAGCACAAGCCCACUGUUGAUCUUGCUUUGGCGACGAUGACGAGCGUCGCGGCGCAUAUAAACACCAUGAAGAGGAAGCACGAGGAGGCCGUACGGAUCCAGGAGAUCCAGAGUCAACUUUACGGUUGGAACGGUCCCGACCUGACCGCCCUUGGCGAGCUGAUAGCCGAAGGAACCUUCAGAGUUGGUGGUGCACGUGGGCGGAGACACGUCUUCCUCUUCGACAAGCUGUUGCUGAUGGCCAAGAGCAAACCCGACGGCGCCUUCGCUUAUAAGACCCACAUUAUGUGCUCGAAUUUAAUGCUUGUCGAGCAAAUCCGAGGAGAACCUCUCUGCUUCCAUGUAUUGCCCUUCGAUAAUCCCCGAUUGCAGUGCACUUUGAGAGCGAGGACUCUACAAAUCAAGAAGGAUUGGACGCAACAGAUUAAGAGAGUAAUUUUAGAGAAUUACACGGCAGUUAUACCCAUGCAUGCUCGACAACUGGUGAUGGAAUUGGGUCAGGAGGUAGAGGAAACCCCAGAAGAUGAAGGAAAUGAGAAGUGGUCACCAAUAAAGCAGCAUUCCACGCCACAGUACUUGGAGAGGAGAAGUCGAGUGCGGAAGACUAGAGAUUUCACGAAACGACGUGCCGCCUCCCAAGACCGACCUUUCCAGUUGGGCAGUUGGCGACGGAAAAGCGACCCAAGCGGCAUUCAGUUUUAUAACACGAAAACGAUGCCCAAGAAGAUUUCCAAAAUAAAGAAAGCCAAAGAGUGCGCUACCGUCUUCUACACGGAUCUGUCGGAUUCGGAGAAUUGUGAUAUGAUCGGUGCCUCCAUCGAUAGUCUGAACGUGAUCAAAGAGCGUGGUAAGAGCUACGAAGACUUGGAAGAAGCGAAGACGGAGCAGCAAACUAAGAACAUCGCGCAAGUGGUGAACGAUUUGCUGAUGAGCAACGAAGAAUUCCAAAAACGGUUGCAAAGACAACGGUCGCGGCGCGAGAGCGCCGAAGAGAAACUCAGCAAGUCAGAUUCGCUACCUCGAUCUUUCCAGUUGAAUCAACAGAGCCAACCCACCUGCAGCCUGACCAUCUCCGAGUCGACGACUUCGCUGCAAGAGAAAAUACCCGAAAUCGAAGAAAACGACUCCAGAACCACCGAGGAUUAUCCAGAGCACAAAAUAUAUAGGAAAUCGAAGAUCCGGACCAGCUUAAUACAGAAAUUCCGAGUUAUCCUGAGCGAGGAACAGAAAAAGACAAAGUCGCCAACGUACAAACAAGGGUCAAAGAGCAUGGGCGCAAAGAUCGCCAACCCAGAUUACGCUGAUCCUCAAAAACUGUUUCCGAAUCCAUUGGAAGCGAACACGCAUACAGCCGAACCGACGAACCUCAUGAUCAGCGACCUUGACAUGGAUAUGACCAUCAAUGAGACCGAAGUACUUAAGGAGCUGGACAAGAGGCUCAGCCAGAACUCUCAGAUCAGUCUGUGCAAGUCUAGUCACAACGAUAGUAGCAACAGCAAGGAGAUCUUCAACUCUAGUCACAACUCCGACAGCUACUACGAGAGUCUGCUGGAGAAGAGCCUCAACGAUGAGGAGAAGAAUAUCGAGAAGAGCGACAGCUUUCGUUCGGCGGUCCGGCCUCAGUCGACGACGUCGUAUCUUAAGCACCAGGAGGCGUUGAGCAGAACGCCGCCGCCUCCGAUCCCGACCAAACCCAAAUACUUGAGCAAAAAGAGUACAAAAGUCGACAAUAAAAAUUGCGGGAACAGUGAGCAUCUAAAAGGCUGGGUGAAGACGAUGGUGGACAGAUUCGAAUAACCACUAUUCUUUUCAAUCAUUUCUACUUAUUAAAUACAAAAAAUAUCAACGUUUGCAGGACCCUCGCCAACGUUCUAAUAGUAUUAGAUAUCCAACAAAAUAGGACUUGAGUCUGGUCCUGCCUUACAAUAAAACAUAUUAGAGUGAAUAUGAGUACGAGAUAGAGAGAGUAAAGAAUUAAGAAAAUUCUAUUAUAUUUUCUAGGCUGUUUUUAGCUUUAUCAUAUCUAUUUUUUAACUGUAAUUGUUAAAAGAUGUGAACGAUUUUAUCCAAGUUAUUACUGUAUUCGAAGAAAGGAAAAGUGUUGUUUCAGUGCCAAAUAUUUUAAGUACUAGUUUUAUAGUAGAUUAAGAUAUUUACGAAUGGAAAGUUUACGUAUCAUAAUAACUUGGACUAUUGUAAAUUAUU